Botrytis porri is the source of this 531-nucleotide messenger RNA. RefSeq lists its product as uncharacterized. The coding region runs from base 1 to 531 and encodes 176 amino acids. The transcript has a single exon. NCBI's taxonomy places the organism in Eukaryota, Fungi, Ascomycota, Leotiomycetes, Helotiales, Sclerotiniaceae. The record is from RefSeq and is a predicted model, not a curated record.
AUGCCAGGAACUUACAACAAGACAAAGCUUGCUGUUGAUGAGUUCCUCAUCCAUGCAAAUCUUCGAGCAGACACGAUCUAUUACGACAAAUGGUAUAUUAUGUGGCGAUCUGUAACAGGUAGACUUUACAAUUUCAUAUCUGCCAAUGGCAACAUAAGAGAUAUCUUUAAGCCCGCCCACAGCAUUGCGUUUGAUGUAACUCUUGCAAACUCGAGAGAACGCUUUCCAUCUAUUUACGGUUUGAUUAGAGAUUGUAACGCCAUCGAAGAAGUCCUAUUCGUCGUUAGAAUUAAUGAUGGUCCGACAGAAUGCACAUCUUAUGAGCACUGGGAAUUGAUGGAAUUAAACAAAGACGGAACUCGGGUGUGCUAUGAGAGAUAUUUAGGAGAGUUUAUCGAACUUUGCGACGAGGCAGAUAUCCGACACCAAAGGCUCCAUCGUGAUGAAGGUGCUAGAAAGGCUAACAUGAGACGUCUCGGAGGUCCAAGAGUCAGACUCAUUAGGUUGACAAGAAACGGUGUACGAAUUUGA